Molecule: messenger RNA, 1356 nt
Organism: Paramormyrops kingsleyae
Lineage: Eukaryota; Metazoa; Chordata; Actinopteri; Osteoglossiformes; Mormyridae
Source: RefSeq, a predicted model, not a curated record
UCAAUUUUGAGGAGGCGUGCGGCCAAUUUUGAAAGGCACGACGGCCAUUGGCCGCGGUGCCGCGGCUUAUGUCUAGCCCUGGGCAUUUGGAACAAAACUGGGCGAUCUCAUUUGGCUAGUGAAGUGAUAGAGGACAAGUGUGAGCUACAGAUCUUUCGCCCUGUUGCAACACGGUGGAAUUCAACCUGUCUCGCUACUGAAAGAAUAAUACGCAUUAUUGAUGAAAAGGGGGAAGAUGCCAUCAAGAGCGUAUGUGAUGAAAUCAAGGUGAAAAUGUUGAAUCCUGCAGAAGUGGGAUUUCUCAGAGAGUAUUGCAUCACUAUGAAACCACUGCUAAAAGCUUCAAACAUUCUCCAGUCAGAGUCCAGCGUCUACUUGGGAUGGCUGCUGCCAGUAAUCCACCAGCUUCAGUCCAAACUCAACCGGCUGGAGACAUGCAUGCCACUUAUCAGAGCCCUGCAAAAUGGCCUGCAGAAGCGUUUUGGACAGAUGAUGGAGGAUCCAGAGCUGGCUGCUGCUGCAGUCCUCUUACCCAAGUUCAAAACCUCCUGGACUGACAAACCUGAUGUAAUAGAGGCUGCCUUGACAUACGUGAAAAAUCAUCUUGAAACCACGGAGCAGGAAAGUCAGCAUCAGCAAAUAGAGUCAUCUGAUGAUGAUAAUUUUUUCUCCAGACCACUCUCCACAAAGUUGCAAAGUCCAGUUGAGCUUGAUGGUUACCUUGCAUGUGCCUCGGACAGCAUGGAUCUGCUUCACUCCUUCCCAGCCAUCAAGAAGCUGUCUAUGAAAUUAAAUACAGCUCUGCCUGCCUCAGCUGCAUGUGAACGGCUUUUUAGCUGUGCUGGUCUACUGUUCACAUCUAAAAGAAGCCGGAUAGACUCUGUGAACUUUGAAAAUCAGCUUCUGCUGAAACUGAACAAAAGGUUCAGAAGGUAAACUGGUAUAGUAUGAUAUGUUAGUAUGCAAGGUCCGUGUAGUAAGGGCCUUGCCCAGCUGUUUGUUAUCCCACGGCACUGGGAUAAGUUAAUACUGUUUACAAAGCUAUAAAAGUGUUUUCAUUAUAAAACACAUAAUGGUAAGAGAACUUUCAACAGUUUUGUGACGUUUUAUUUAUUUUCAUUUUAUAUAUAUAUAUAUAUAUGUGUGUGUGUGUGUGUAUAUAUAUAUAUGUUUAGGGGUGUUGUUCUGUGAUUCGUAUAUAAACCACACCUGACAGUUCAGUUAAUGCUGUUUACAAAGUUUCAAAAGUGUUUAUAGUAUCUUUAAAUGUGUUUUGUAAAAUGUGCUUUAUUGUCUGGAUCUUGUCUGAUUCAGCAAUUAUGGAUAAUUCAAUAAAUACCACCAGCUAAAAAGUAA